Fulmarus glacialis (Northern fulmar) is the source of this 2373-nucleotide messenger RNA. RefSeq names its product leucine rich repeat containing 1 (gene LRRC1). Gene Ontology annotation, molecular function: protein binding. The annotation marks the transcript as partial. The transcript is spliced from 12 exons. The record is from RefSeq and is a predicted model, not a curated record. Gene Ontology annotation, cellular component: adherens junction; postsynaptic density; postsynaptic membrane. Gene Ontology annotation, biological process: neurotransmitter receptor transport postsynaptic membrane to endosome; neurotransmitter receptor transport, endosome to postsynaptic membrane. Lineage: Eukaryota; Metazoa; Chordata; Aves; Procellariiformes; Procellariidae.
AUAUUCCUGAAAUACCAGAAAGCAUCUCAUUCUGCAGAGCACUACAGAUAGCAGAUUUCAGUGGGAAUCCACUGACUAGGUUGCCCGAAAGCUUUCCUGAAUUACAGAAUCUAACGUGUCUUUCAGUAAAUGACAUCUCUCUGCAAGCACUACCUGAAAACAUUGGGAAUCUUUAUAACCUGGCUUCACUGGAACUCAGAGAAAAUUUGCUGACAUAUUUACCUGAAUCACUUGCCCAGCUGCAGCGACUAGAAGAACUUGAUUUAGGAAACAAUGAACUUUAUCACUUGCCAGAAACAAUUGGUGCACUUUUCAAUCUUAAAGACCUCUGGUUGGAUGGAAACCAAUUAGCCGAAAUACCUCAGGAAGUAGGAAACCUGAAAAACCUGCUUUGUCUGGAUGUUUCUGAAAAUAAAUUGGAAUGCCUUCCUGAAGAAAUUAGUGGUCUGACUUCUUUAACAGACUUGCUUGUUUCUCAGAAUUUACUUCAGGUCUUACCUGAUGGCAUUGGAAAGUUGAGGAGGCUCUCCAUUUUGAAGGUUGAUCAGAACAAACUUAUUCAACUAACAGAUUCAAUUGGAGACUGCGAAAGCCUUACUGAACUAGUUCUAACAGAAAACCAACUGCAGUCAUUGCCGAAGAGCAUUGGAAAACUAAAGAAGCUGAACAAUUUGAAUGCCGAUAGAAACAAAUUAACAUCUUUGCCCAAAGAGAUUGGGGGAUGCUGCAGUCUUAAUGUCUUUUCUGUACGUGACAACAGAUUAUCUCGAAUUCCCUCUGAAAUUUCACAAGCCACUGAACUCCAUGUCCUGGAUGUUGCUGGAAAUAGGCUGACGUAUCUUCCCCUCUCACUGACUACCUUAAAGCUGAAGGCUUUGUGGUUGUCUGAUAACCAGUCCCAACCUUUGCUGACGUUUCAGACUGACACAGACCCUGAAACAGGAGAAAAGAUUUUAACAUGUGUAUUACUUCCUCAAAUGCCUUCUGAGCCUGGUUGCCAAGAUAACCUACCACGAUGUGGUGCACUGGAGAGUUUGGUAAAUGAAAUGUCAGAUGAAACAUGGAAUGAGCGGGCAGUGAAUAGAGUCAGUGCAAUUCGUUUCUUAGAAGAUGAAAAAGAUGAAGAGGAUAAUGAAAUGAGAACACUUCUAAGGCGAGCCACUCCACACCCUGGAGAAUUAAAGAACAUGAAAAAGACAGUGGAGAAUUUACGGAAUGAUAUGAAUGCUGCUAAAGGACUGGAUUCAAACAAAAACGAGGUCAAUAAUGCCAUUGACAGAGUGACCACUUCUGUGUAGAGUUUCAUCUCCAGGUUUUACCUCCUGUGUCUUCCCCUGCUGUUGAAAUGUUCCUGUCGUCUUCUGGGACCUCACUGAGCCCCUUUUUUGUUUUUAACCAGAACCUGAUUCAUCAUCUCCAUAUAUGUGAAAAGUGCUGCCCACUGGAAGAAAGUGCCUUAUUUCAUCCAGGCAGUGAACCAAUAAUUUCCAAAUCAAUAUUGUAAUUUUAAUAGUGCUAGGCCUUUUUUAAGUAUAAUACACUACUGUAUGCAGAAUACAAUAUUUUUGUCUUAAACACAGGGGAAAUAAUGCUUUUCUUUUCCAGAGUGCUGGGAUAUCUUUUUCCCAGUGGCUGGAUGUGCUGGUGAGAGAUAUAGUUUUGUGGAAAAUUGAUACUCUUUUUUAUUUUUUUGGCAGCUCAGAUGGUGUAAAUUUUAAAUUUUUGUAUAGGACUUUCAUAACAAAAUGAUGUAUUUCAUUUUUAAGAGAAAAUUUAUCUUGAGCGGUACAUAUUUUAGUAUUUGUGGAAGAGAACAAGUUUCAUGGACAACUGUAUUCAUUCAUUUGUACCACCCAUUGUGCCUUAUUGUGUCUUGUAUGUCAUAUUAGUCUUAAAUAUAGCAAUUCUUGAGGAAAGUGAGUAGAUUUAAACUUGGUCUCCUGUUUAAGAUAUGUUUUUCUUUUUGGACAGUAAUUUGUUGGGAUUUUUACAGCAGAGAACUUAUGUUUAUAUCAUGGGAUUUUAGGUCGUGAAGCACAAAUGUUAGUUUUGUUGUAAACAGAAUUAAGAUUAAAAUGACCAAACUGCUAUUGUUUAUUACAUGAUGCACUCACACUUUAACUUAGUUGUAAUGAAACAUCUUGGUUUGGAUGCCAUGUUGCAUUGCAGUCACUAGAAAUUCAUGCUUCCGUUGUUUUUUUUUUUAAAUGUGCCAUCUGUAAAAUAACUUGAAAAACAGCACGAUAGACUUUCAGAAGCACAGUAUGAAACUAGUUUUAUGUAUUACACAAGAAAGCAUGAUUCUUUAAAGUGCUUUGGUGGUUUUAUAUAAAUAUAUAAAACCAUAAUAAAAAAAAGUCUUUAAAAGCUUCA